GUAAGUUCGAUAACUCUAAAAGAGUUCGAAAAUGGCGGCUAUUGACAUUUCUUAAACUAAUUCAAACAAAAAUCAAACUUAAACUCUAUUUCCACCAAGUAAUCUAAAAGAAAAAAAUGAAUUCUCAGAUUUAUUGUUUACCGCAGAAAUUCGGUUGGAAUGCUAUCCAGGGAUUCUCAAAAGAACGCGCAGAUGAAAUAGAAAGGUACCUAACGCAAAAAGGAAAAAGUCCCUAUUUUAUCAUCAAGUUUAAUGGACCUGACCCCAGUCCGGACAUCAGAGAGGAAGUGGAAAGGCGAAUCCCUAAACGCAGGUUUCCUAGCUCCGACGCUGAAAUCAUUGUCAGGGAUUUUCUGUGGAGUACAGAGUGCCACACACAGUACAAAUUUCCAAGUGUACCGCCCAGUUAUACUCCACUGCCCCCUGUCACCUACGAAAAGCUUGCUGACCCCCCGGCCAUCAGGAGGCUCUAUUAUCGUCCAAUGGAGGUCAUUAAGCCGCCCCGAGGCACGGUGGUCAACGACCCAGAACGGGGCCUGUAUGAGUGGCGGGAGUUGGCCCACAGGCCGGGGUUCGGCAUAUGGCAGCCUCUGGAGAGGAUCCCUGUGCUGAGUAAUGUAGGGGAGAGAAACACGUUAUUAGCACCAAGGCUGAAGCGACACGCUCCCAAUGACGAGAAAGAGAAAUGGGAUCACAUUCGGAAUUUGUCUAGACACAACCAAGUAGCUUAUGGAUACCGUAAAGAGACGCCAGGUUAUGACGGGCACAAGCAGACAGUGGAACACGUCAUGUCAGACGUCAGGGCUCAGCCUCAGAAUCCAGUCUACUUAUCUGCUACACAUGACCUUUCGGGAAUAUUCCCGCCAGAAAUGUACAUGCCGACCACAGAGAGAAUCAGACACCGUGACUCCGGGAACAAAACACGAAUUGUGACUUUGGCCAAUCCAAAUAACCCUUUCACAGAAGAUACACGUCUCGUUGGACCCCCACCAUACGAGAAGUGGGCAGCCUAGUCAUCGCCAGAUCAAAAUCAAUGAUGUCCACCCCUCCCAUUUU
This is a messenger RNA of Biomphalaria glabrata, 1056 nucleotides long. RefSeq lists its product as uncharacterized. NCBI's taxonomy places the organism in Eukaryota, Metazoa, Mollusca, Gastropoda, Planorbidae. The record is from RefSeq and is a predicted model, not a curated record. The coding region runs from base 117 to 1013 and encodes 298 amino acids. The transcript is spliced from 6 exons.